Molecule: messenger RNA, 5565 nt
Organism: Fusarium oxysporum Fo47
Lineage: Eukaryota; Fungi; Ascomycota; Sordariomycetes; Hypocreales; Nectriaceae
Product: Sec1-like protein
Exons: 6
Coding region: 1-5364 (1787 amino acids)
Biological process (GO): vesicle-mediated transport
Molecular function (GO): oxidoreductase activity; protein binding
Source: RefSeq, a predicted model, not a curated record
AUGGCUCCCCGGAUAGAAUUCAACGUCGAGCAGAUUCGCAACAAGGCGAGAAAGGAUCUGUUGUAUCUCCUCGAAGGCGUUCGCGGGAAGAAGAAUGUCGUUCUAGACCAAAGUCUCGUCGGACCAAUCGGGACUAUAGUCAAAGUUGCCGUCCUUCAAGAAUAUGGAGUAGAUAAGUUCUUCAUUCUAGAGAAUGACAAUGCCGAUACCAGCCAGCGCAAUGUUGUCUUUAUUUCUCGUGGCGAAUGCGGCCGCCAUGCUGAAGCUAUAGCUGCUCAAAUUAAGCGUAUUCAGCGCGAAAGCCAAACCGGGCACGACUUUCACAUAUUCUGGGUCCCUCGCAGAACCCUCGUCUCCGACAAGCUUCUAGAAGAGGCCGGUGUAUUAGGCGAUGUCAACAUUGCGGAAUUGCCGCUAUCAUUCUUCCCUCUGGAGAAGGAUGUUCUGUCACUCGAGCUCGACGACUCAUUCCGCAACCUGUACCUAUCCAAAGACGUUACACCCAACUUCCUUAUGGCCAAAGCCCUUAUGGAGAUUCAAAGAAACCAUGGCCUAUUCCCGCGAGUGAUAGGGAAGGGUGAUAACGCAAAGCGCGUUGCUGACUUGCUUUCUCGCAUGCGCCAGGAGCUUCUUGCUGGUGAAGAUACGUCAGAAGCCAACAAGAUUGGGUUGACGCCUAGCACAACCAAUGAGAGCGUAAUUAUCAUCGAUCGCGAAGUUGACUUUGUUACACCCUUGCUCACUCAACUGACAUACGAGGGACUCAUUGAUGAAGUCUUCGAGAUCCACAACAAUCAGACCAAAGUCGACACAACAGUUGUCGGUGCACCGGCACAGGCCUCGGCUGCAACUUCACAAAGCCGGAAACGAACGAUCCAGUUGGACUCGAGCGACAAGCUUUAUGAACAAUUACGUGACGCCAACUUUGCGAUCGUUGGAAGCCUCCUCAACAAAGUUGCGAGGCGGCUGCAGAAGGUGCAAAGCGAUUACGAAAGUAAACACAAAACAAAGACUAUUGCGGAACUCAAAGACUUUGUCAGUCAAUUGCCAGGAUACCAACAAGAACAGCAGAGUGCGAGAAUACACACAGGCCUCGCGGAGGAGAUCAUUAAACAUACCCGGACAGACCAGUUCAAGGGUCUUUUGGAGGUUCAGCAAAAUCUCGCUGCUGGGGCUGAUCCGUCAAGCCAGUUCGAUGGCAUCGAAGAAUUAAUAGCGCGAGACGCUCCUAUUGCGCAAACUCUAAGAUUACUGUGUAUCUACUCGUGCAUAUCUGGGGGCAUAAGACCUAAGGAAUUUGAUCAAUUCAGGCGACUCAUUCUGGAAGGCUACGGCUACCAGCAUCUCCUCACGCUUAGCAACCUAGAGAAACUACAACUCUUUCUGUCCAAGUCGUCACCUCUGGCUGGAAUGAUCCCCAUCCCAGGCAACAACGCCGGCCCAACGGGAAGCAAGACGAAUUAUACGUAUCUUCGCAAGCAGCUUCGGCUCAUCGUUGAUGAGGUUCAAGAGGACGAUCCAAACGAUAUAUCCUAUGUGUACAGUGGCUAUGCUCCUCUUUCGAUUCGCCUCGUUCAAUGCAUUCUGCAGAAGCAAUAUCUGCUUUCGGUGACUAAGGGAAACAGCGCCAACGCAGCGGGAGCGCCCCCAGGCGUCGGCACGCAAGGAUGGCAAGGGUUCGAUGAAGCUGUCAAACACGUUCGUGGGCAGACGUUUUAUGAGCACCAGAAGGGUGAGGAUAAGGCUGUCAAAGCGCGGGCAUUGCUCUCUGGAAGUGGCAACAAGCAGACUGUCUUUGUUGUGUUCGUCGGCGGCAUCACUUUCACCGAGAUUGCUGCUUUAAGGUUUAUUGCAAAGCAGGAAGAAGAAAUUGUCCAAAGAGUCGAUAUCGAGAAAAAGCAUGUUGCUGUAACGAGUCUAUCCACUCAAAUCUUCUCACUGCCUACCUACCUUAGUACCAUACUCAUUAAUCCUCGACAUCGAACGAGUUUGAAAGACAGUAGCGGCCGCAAUUUCAGACAGACCAAAUACCCGAGGAAAACCUUCGAAACCAACGCCGCUAUGGGGUCAGACUUUGGGCAGAGCUUCCGUAAGGGGAUUGGCAUUAGGAAGAGGGACUUAGACGAUAAGGACGCCAUUGAUUCGCUGACUCCGUCCGACACUAUUGUUAUGUCGAAUCCCCCAGGUCGUAUAUCACCUCCAAUCACUCCUGAUGUAGUUUCGGUGCCUCAGUCGCGACAAACUUCGACAGAAAUAGCCUCUGAAAUUGCGCCAGAGAUUGUCGUGUGGACUGAGGAUAUGGAUAUCGACAACGCUAGUCACGUUGAGUCUGACGAUGAAUUGUCAAGCAUCAAAAGUUAUGCCGAAGCCUUUCAAACCCAACAGUUUCUAACUGUGCGCAGGGAGGAGCCUCCUCAAAACGACGAUGACCCAACGCCAUUUCGGGUAUCUACUAUAGAGGACGCCAUAGGCUCUCUUCCCUCGAAUCUCACAGAGCUAUCAGACCUCUCAUCGAUACCUUCGACGGUGUCGAGUAAGGCUACUACCCCUACGCCAGUCGAUACUGAUGGUGCACAAGAAGAAGACCAAGACCAAGACCUUUCAAUCGACGAGCAGCCACAGUCCCAUCAACAAUCGCCUUCUCAUGAUGCCGAACGCUAUAACUUCAACAUCAGACCGAAGGCUUCGGUACCAACUGAUAUGUCAGCAUACCAAUAUGCGUCAGAAUGUGUUUUGGCCGCCGAGUCAAGCCGGCUCAACCCAUACGCUUUACAUCCGGAGGAAUAUCACCUCCUCCGUCAUCACAUAUCUUAUACGCAAGUUACAACAUAUCUCAAUAUUAGAAAUGGUAUCAUACGGUUAUGGUUCCAACACCCUUGGAUCGGUGUGACCCGGCUGGAAGCGGUUGGGUGUGCCAACGCUCGCUGGUUCGAUGCAGCGAGUGUUUGCUAUGAUUGGCUUGUUCGUCGAGGCUAUAUCAACUACGGAUGUGUGCGACUCUCCGAAGCUGAGACAGACGAUACUGUUGCGCCGGUUGUCAAGAGACAAAAGACAAUCGCUGUCAUAGGUGCUGGUAUCUCCGGACUGGGCUGCGCUAGACAGCUUGAGGGGUUGUUCAGGCAAUUUGCUGAUCGCUUCCAUGAACGAGGCGAGCCUGCGCCUCGAGUGGUUGUGCUGGAAGGACGAGCCCGCGUUGGAGGAAGAGUAUACUCUCGCGAGUUCCAGACCAAACCAAAAGAAAAAUCACCAGCUUUUGAAGGCAAGCGACACACUGCGGAAAUGGGCGGUAUGAUCAUCACUGGGUUCGACCGGGGAAACCCUAUCAACAUCCUGCUUCGUGGACAAUUGGGACUUCCUUAUCAUGCACUGACAGCCGAUACUACAAUCUACGACAACAGUGGAAGAGCAGUUGACCCUGUGCGCGAUCAGCUCGUUGAAAAACUUUACAAUGACUGUUUAGACCGAGUCAGUGAAUACAAGCAUAAGAAUCAACUUGCAAAGCUUAUUGAAGGUAGACGAGACCUCAUCGAAGAGGGGCGUGAUAGUCCUGGAGAUGGUAGCAAGACAAUGUUUCAGGAAGAAGAGGCUGCUGCUGCACAGCAAGAUGCACCAUCAGUGGCACAACAGAACAUCCCAGCAAAGGUCAACCUGAUACCAAUAUCGUCAGACAAGCUCACGGGUCGGGUUCAUAUGGAGCCUGGCACUCCCGCGACUACUAAAGCCUCCGACAAAGCAAAAUUGAUGGGCUGGACAAUACGAGACUCAGCCGACGGAGAGAACAUCGAUUUAACAUCGGCAGUGAAUGAAGAGGGGGCAACCUUGGGAUCUGUUCUUGAUAACGCCAUUUCCCAGUACAAACAAAUCAUUGGGCUGAAUGCCCAGGAUCACCGACUGAUCAACUGGCACAUUGCCAAUUUGGAGUACAGUAACGCUACAAGCUUGCACAACCUGAGCCUCCCAUUGUGGGACAUUGAUGCAGGCAAUGAAUGGGAGGGAAGCCAUACAAUGGUCGUGGGCGGUUACCAAAGUGUGGCUCGUGGCUUGGUUCACUGCCCGAGCUCACUUGACCUCAAGACUAAAUUCCCGGUCAAGAGCAUAUCCUACCAUACUGGAGAGGGCAUGGCGUCAGCUGCGAUUGAAUGCGAAGACGGCUCAGUAGUGGAUGCUGAUGCCGUGGUUUGCACUAUUCCGCUCGGUGUUUUAAAACAGAACAAUAUCGUCUUCAACCCACCUCUUCCAUCAUGGAAGACUGAUGUCGUUGAGCGACUUGGAUUCGGCAUUCUGAACAAGGUUGUUCUAGUGUACGAUAAGAUUUUCUGGGACCAUGACAGACAUAUCUUCGGCAUCUUGAGGGAGUCUUCAAACCGGCUUAGUACCUCACAAAAAGACUAUGCCGCGAAUCGUGGUCGCUUCUUUCAAUGGUUCAACGUAUCCAACACAACAGGUCUUCCAUGUCUCAUUGCUUUGAUGGCAGGUGAGGCUGGUUUUGAGACAGAACAUUCAAGCAACGACAGCCUUGUGGCUGAAGCAACGGAAGUACUACGCAGCGUCUUUGGCCAGGAUGUUCCCUAUCCUGUAGAGGCCAUGGUCACCCGCUGGGGUUCAGAUCGAUUCGCCCGAGGUAGUUAUUCUUCUGCUGCUCCUGGGAUGCAGCCGGAAGACUACGAUGUCAUGGCCAGACCUGUCGGAAACCUUUUCUUUGCUGGUGAACACACCAUUGGUACGCACCCAGCCACGGUUCAUGGGGCGUAUCUGUCUGGUCUAAGGGCAGCUUCUGAAGUGUUGGAGACCUUGAUCGGCCCCAUUGAGGUCCCGACACCGUUGAUCCUGCCUCGAGAUUCUGUGCUACUGCGCAAGCGUAAGGAGCCUGCCCAAGAUCAGCAACCAGCACGACUCCAGGCCUAUGAAAACGAGAUUCAGACCUAUAUACAAUCGAAACUCGGGGACCGACCCUCUCGUCCGGCUAAAGUUGCGGGUAAUGCGUAUAUACUUUAUAGCAAAGAUCUAUUCGACGUUGCGAGGAAGAAGUGUGAGGAGAAUCGGAAACCAGGCAAAGGUGGGCGUGCUGUCCCCAACGAAGUCCGGAUCAUGACUAGUAAGAUGUGGAAGGACGCUUCGUCUGAGGAACGCAAGCCAUAUGAAGACCAGGCAACGGAGCAAAAGCGCGGGUACGCUGAAGCUGUUCAGGCAUGGACCCGGGCCACCGAACGAUGGGAUCAGGAGGCCGCUGCGCUGCGAACAGCUUACGAGAAAGAGAAUCCCUUUGGUACCGCCAAGAUAGCAGAGGUUCCUCACGAGAGUUCCAGCAAACAUCGCAGGACGAGACACAUAAGUUAUGCGGAGGACAGUGACAUUGGGUUCUGAGAUUUGUUUCGACGCAUUCCAUACCCUCUCGAUUGGGUGUUGAUGGCGUUUCUGGUUUCUGUGACUACACUUAAGAGAUUGCUUCGUUUUGGUUGUUGAUCGUUCUCAAAAUAUAAUGGUAUCGGUGUUCGGCGUUUUCAGAUGAGGGUGGUUGACUUAUAACUUAUACUUAAAUUUAUCUAAGUUUUUUACCAUCGAAAU